Messenger RNA from Botrytis porri, 1259 nucleotides. RefSeq lists its product as uncharacterized. Bases 1 to 1116 code for a protein of 371 amino acids. The transcript has 4 exons. Lineage: Eukaryota; Fungi; Ascomycota; Leotiomycetes; Helotiales; Sclerotiniaceae. The record is from RefSeq and is a predicted model, not a curated record.
AUGUGUAAAUGCACGGGCCACUUCUUAAUUCCUCGAGCUAAAAGAUACGUCUCUCUGUACUCCGGUGAAACUGUACGUGUCGACGAUGGACAUAUUGGUUUAUAUAAGAUAAUAUUCACGCCAGCUAUCACUCCUUGUUUAUUCGACACGGUCGCUAUUGUACUUUGCAGUUCAGAACUUCCACUCAAAAAGUUUCUCAAUUAUUAUCAGACUGGUACAUCACUAGCUCACCUCAACAUCCCCAACAAAAUGUCUCUUCCGAAACUCACUGGCUUCACGUAUUCAAAGUCUCUCAUCUACUUUCUUCUUUUUACCGUCACAUUCUCGAUUUUCUCUUUUUCGCAGCAAUCUUUUGUCCUUGGAGGGAGGUUACGUCCUAGAUUUUCACUCGAGUUCAUAGACUUCAGAGAACAGUUGAUGAGGUUGGGGAAGGAAGUUCAUCUGUGGAGCGUUUUACCUGCUGGAACCCUUCUUCCGCUUCAGUUUCUUCCGAUAGUAAGGAGGAAGUAUAUGGAUCUACAUAAAUAUUUAGGAAGAGCUUUGUUCUUGAUGCUACUUAUUGGCAACACAUGUGCUUUUGGGAUUGCUCAUAAUUCAUUCGGAGGGACUCUCGAAACUAGAAUCUGGGUUUAUACACUUGGUGUCACGGUAUUUUUUGCAUUAAUUAAAUCCUGGGUUGCAAUUAGACAGAAAAGAGUUGCAGAGCAUCGAGUUUGGGCUAUCAGGACUUGGGGGUGGACAGGUUGUAUCUUCACUAUGCGCGUGUUCAUGUUCUUCCUUGCCCGAUUUAUUCUUUCGCCACACACCCGCGAUUUUUAUUCCGUCACCACAUGUUCCAUUCUCCAUGAAUUAUAUACCACUCACUCGCACCCCCUUGAGCUUAUUUCACAAAACUAUCCUGCAUGUGAGAAUACAUUGUUGGGGCUAUCAACACAUGAAGUACACAUUCCAGUUCGACUUGGAUACUACCCGCCAGAACGUAUGACGAUGACAAUCAUUAUGGUAUUUGGAACUUCAGGUUGGCUGGCAAUGGUACUGCAUAUGGUGGCCGUGGAGUGGUGGUUGCACUGGAGUGCUAACGAGAGCAAGAAAGAUGUCAUGAAGGUGAAGAAAUGAUGAAACAGUGCGCAAUGGAAGUUUAGUAAAUUCAAAGUCUGAUGCCACGUCUGUACCUUGAGAAUAUGAUCUUUUUCAUUAUUGACACGAACGGUUGCUCGUUUGUAGAUAUCUGUCGAUAAGUUUUGCCUUCGAAGGGAUGC